CUCCCACAUGAGCCAAGCUUCAACCAGCGGUCUGGGCUUCAAUAUCCCUCUCACGGCCAUUCACGGACGUGGGGACAGCUCACCCUCAUCCAAGAGUCAAAUGUUGACACCCCCUCCGUCUAACGAUCUGGACUCGGCCUCGCCCCGCACAGAUGUGAGUUGGCCCUCGGACGAGGAACCCAACGACCUGCUGCUGGAGAAGCCCAAGCCAACCAAGAAACGCUCAAACUCGAGCACGUUCUCGACCGAGGGCAUGAGUGCUGAGGCCAUCAAGCAGCACAAAGCUCAACGUCGACGAGAACAAGUGCGAGCUGCUUCACGACGAUGUCGCGAUCGCCAACGCAAAGAGACUGAGGACCUACGCACCAAAGUCUUCCAAUUGGAAGAGUUUAUCGCUCAUACUAGACAAGCCCACGAGUGGGAAAUGAGGCAACAGCACGACCGAAUUCAAAUGUUGCAACGUGAGAACGAGUUGCUGACUCAACAACUUGCAGCCGCGACUGUAGUUACCGACAUUGAACCGGUACCGCUGGACAAGCUGGACGAUACUCCACUACCCGAUGAUCUUGUGCACUGUAUUAGUGACGAUACACCACGUCAGUGGAGUGAGGAGCUGGUGUAUCACGCAGUGGAGGACACUACUGGACAACUGGUGACAAUGCUGGAGUCAGAGGUGGAGCCUGUCAAGUCUCCCGUAAUUUUUGGAUGGCAAUUCGAUUUUUGGUGUCAAGGCGACAAAUAUUACGGUCGUAACCGUAAAUUCUUCCCUGGUGUCACUGCAUUGGAACUGGGUAAACGUAUGCAGAUGGUGGACCCACAGCGAUACAUGGAUACGUUUCCCGAGGUCAAGAAGAUGGAAAUUCUCCAAGUAUUUGAUGAAAAUACAUUAGUGAUGAGGUUAGUGAAGGCGUUGCCUGGCAAAACCUUCACUCAAGCAGUGAACGCUCGGUUCUUGGCCGCCGCCACACCGCCUACCGGUUCUACCAGCCGCUGGGUGUAUGCCGACCGCACGAUUGAUGAGCCGACGGACGGGGAGUAUGCACUGGAGAAUGAGUGCAAUGGCUAUGUGUUUGAGGACACGACGCAAGAAUUGAAUGAUGGUACGCGUGUCCAGGGCUGCCUGGUUCAAGGAGUUGGCGAGUUCGAAAGCGGCGGACUGGGAUGCAGUGAGCUGCUCGAAGAACUGGCCAAGGCGUUCUCCUCGGUAGUUAUUCGAUGGGAAAGUCUCUUUAUCAACGACUUUAUCCCGGAUGAUGCCGACGAGUUCGCCGAUAUGGUCCUAGAUCUUUGAGGAGUUGUGGUGUUCAUGUACGAUCGAUGCAGUAUAUUUGUAAUUCACGUAAUUUAUCUUGGGCUCGUUGUGUGUCA
Messenger RNA from Phytophthora nicotianae INRA-310, 1368 nucleotides. RefSeq lists its product as hypothetical. The record is from RefSeq and is a predicted model, not a curated record. NCBI's taxonomy places the organism in Eukaryota, Oomycota, Peronosporomycetes, Peronosporales, Peronosporaceae. Bases 8 to 1291 code for a protein of 427 amino acids. The transcript has a single exon.